This is a messenger RNA of Thlaspi arvense, 222 nucleotides long. Lineage: Eukaryota; Viridiplantae; Streptophyta; Magnoliopsida; Brassicales; Brassicaceae. The record is from the annotation of a GenBank genome assembly.
AUGCUGGUUUCCAUGUCGAGUGAGCUUAUGAAGCAAUACGAUCACCUCAGACAUGCUUCUGAAAUAUAUACACACUUGGAAGAGCUUUACAAGACACGAGAUAAGCAUGAAAAGUUCGCUGCCUCAAGAGAGCUCUUUAGAGCUCAGAUGACUAAGGCUAUGUUUGUCCAUGAGCAUGGUACUAAGAUGAUCAGGCUUAAUCAGAAACUUGAAAAAUCUUAA